UCUCCAUCUUCAUAAAAAACACAACUAAGAAUCAUGUUGAAGGUUCAAAUAAAAUCAAAAGAAAACAUCAAACCUUCAUCACCAACCUCUCCAAACCAUCCACCAAUCCAACUCUCUUCUCUUGAUCACAUUACACCUCAAAUCUACACACACAUCCUCCUCUUCUACUCCUCUACCAUCAAUCCCAACCAUCUCAAGACCUCUCUCUCCACCACUCUCCUCCACUUCUCCCCCCUCGCCGGCCGUAUCCACCGUUCAAGCUCCAACGGCACUCUCUACGUCCACUGCACCGACGAAGGUGCCGUCUUCGUCGAAGCUGAAGCUCAUCAAGCUUAUACCAUCCAGUCCUUUCUCACAUCUGAUCAUCAUGCUUCUUCUUCAUCUCCCAUUAAUGAAUUCCCAGAGCUCUUGCCAAUCAAGAAAGACCACUUCAACCUAUCAGACCCUCUUCUUGCAGUGCAACUCACUGUGUUUGAUUCUGGUGGCUUUGUUCUUGGCCUCUCCAUGUGUCACCUCAUUGCUGAUGGUGCUUCAAUGGCCUUGUUCCUCAAACAAUGGUCUUCCAUUUCAAGAUCAGGUGCAACCAUUAAUGGCUCACUACCAAUCUUUGACUCUGCUUCCUUAUUCUCUCCUCAGCCUUGGUCAGCAUCCACAGUGGAAAAACCACAAGAUGAUGAACAAGAUGAGAAUACUAUUACCAAAGUGUCCAUAAUUAAAAGGUUUGUGAUUGAUAAGGAAGGAGUAGAGAGAUUGAGAAUAAGCAAACAAAGCUGGCGGCCAACGAGAGUACAAGCUGUGUUGGGGUUGGUUUGGAGAUGUCUCCGGCGAGCUAAGUUGUCCGGUAAUCAUGUAUCACAAGUAGUGAACAUUCGAAAUAAGAAGAUGAACAUGGUUUCAAUGCUUUCGGAGAAGGAUUUCGGUAACCUCUGGGUUAGUGUUAUGGUUAGUACUAGUAGUGAUCAUCAGUGUGAGAGAAUUGAGGAAGAAGAAGCAUUGAGAGAAGCUGUGACAAGUGUGAAUGAAGAGUAUGUUAGGAAUUUUAUUGAAGGGAAGGUGAAGAAGAGUGAUGCAUGUUGGAUAUUUACAAGUUGGUGUAGGAUGGGGUUUUAUGAGAGUAGUGAUUUUGGAUGGGGAGAACCUGAUUGGGUUGGAUGUGGAUUAAGGGAGAUGAAGGAUGUUUGCAUGUUGAUUGAUGCAAAGGAUGGAGUGGGAGUUGAGGUUUGGGUUUGGUUGGAUGAGGAUGGGAUGAAGAAGCUUGAGUGUGAUCUUGAGUUUCUUAGUUUUGUUUCUUUUUAAUUAGAUGUAUAUAUAUGUUUGAUGUUUAUUUAGAUGAUGUUGUCAUUGAUGUAUUUUUGGAUUAUUUUAUUUUAUUUUAUUUCCAAAGGUUGUGUGAUGCUUUAAUGAGUGAAAUAUGUA
Molecule: messenger RNA, 1416 nt
Organism: Dioscorea cayenensis subsp. rotundata (Guinea yam)
Lineage: Eukaryota; Viridiplantae; Streptophyta; Magnoliopsida; Dioscoreales; Dioscoreaceae
Product: BAHD acyltransferase At5g47980-like
Exons: 1
Coding region: 34-1296 (420 amino acids)
Source: RefSeq, a predicted model, not a curated record